Penicillium macrosclerotiorum is the source of this 746-nucleotide messenger RNA. RefSeq names its product Rab family GTPase YPT1. The record is from RefSeq and is a predicted model, not a curated record. NCBI's taxonomy places the organism in Eukaryota, Fungi, Ascomycota, Eurotiomycetes, Eurotiales, Aspergillaceae. The transcript has 5 exons. The coding region runs from base 15 to 746 and encodes 243 amino acids. Gene Ontology annotation, molecular function: GTP binding; GTPase activity.
GUCCCUGGCAGCGCAUGGCUCCGGCACCCGGGGACUCGCAAGAAAAGAAGCAAGAAACUAACCUGGGAGUAGUCCUACUGUGCUGGUCUUUCCCCAUUUUGCGAACCCACCACGUCCAACUCGUCGAUCUGCGGGACCUAACCAAGGACAGAUACGACUAUCUCUUCAAGCUCCUCCUCAUCGGAGACUCCGGUGUCGGAAAGUCUUGUCUGUUGCUCCGUUUCGCGGAUGACACUUACACGGAAAGCUACAUCUCUACCAUCGGUGUUGACUUUAAAAUCCGGACAAUCGAGCUCGAUGGCAAGACCGUAAAACUUCAGAUUUGGGACACUGCUGGCCAGGAACGAUUCCGUACCAUCACAUCGUCCUACUACCGCGGCGCCCACGGAAUUUGCGUUGUGUACGAUGUGACCGAUAUGGACUCCUUCAACAACGUCAAGCAGUGGCUUCAGGAGAUUGACCGAUACGCUACCGAGGGUGUCAACAAGCUGCUUGUCGGUAACAAGAGCGAUAUGGAAGACAAGAAGGUCGUAGAGUACACUGUGGCCAAGGAGUUCGCCGAUAGCCUUGGAAUCCCCUUCCUCGAAACCUCCGCCAAAAACGCCUCGAACGUCGAGCAGGCCUUCUUGACAAUGGCACGACAGAUUAAGGAGCGUAUGGGAACUGCCACCGUUAACAAUAAACCCACCGUCCAAGUCGGCCAGGGCCAGGGCGUCCAGUCCGGCUCCGCAGGCGGCUGCUGCUAG